This is a messenger RNA of Oncorhynchus tshawytscha (Chinook salmon), 3845 nucleotides long. Its product is annotated as prostaglandin E2 receptor EP2 subtype. Gene Ontology annotation, cellular component: plasma membrane. Gene Ontology annotation, molecular function: thromboxane receptor activity; prostaglandin E receptor activity. The transcript has 2 exons. Bases 244 to 1242 code for a protein of 332 amino acids. Gene Ontology annotation, biological process: adenylate cyclase-activating G protein-coupled receptor signaling pathway; positive regulation of cytosolic calcium ion concentration; inflammatory response. The record is from RefSeq and is a predicted model, not a curated record. NCBI's taxonomy places the organism in Eukaryota, Metazoa, Chordata, Actinopteri, Salmoniformes, Salmonidae.
ACUAUACUUCACUGAUUAGUUGUAAUUCGUGUGAAGAAAAGGUGGAGAGAAGACGCUUGUGGCGCCAUCACAAUAGGUGCCCUCCUCUCUCAACCUGUCUUAUCACAAGCUCCCAGACACCGCAGCCUUUUAAAGUCUUGAAACUAAAGCACUUAAAUCUAAUUCUGCGGAACAGCAAAUCGUUUUGGAAUAUCACCCAGAUAGAGCAGGACUGAAGUAUUUGACGGAGGCAAAACUCUUCCUAUGGCAAAUGACACAGAGAAUGACCCAUGCCACAGCAAUCUGCACAUUGACAAGGGGAACCCGCGCAUCAGCGCGAUCAUGUUCUCCGCCGGAGUGAUAGGGAACUUGGCCGCUUUGAUCCUUUUGGAGAUCCGCCGCAGGAAGUACCAGAGCCGGCAGCGACUGUCGCUCUUUCACGUUCUGGUCACCACGCUGGUCGUCACGGACCUGAUGGGCACCUGUCUGGUCAGCCCUUUCGUCCUGGCUGCCUAUUCCUUAAACACCACCAUUAUUGCUAUGAUUAACACUGAACCUCCUGCAAUGUGUGAGUAUUUUGGAUUCUGUAUGACUUUUUUCAGCUUGGCCACUUUAUUUCUCCUCUUCGCCAUGGCGCUCGAGCGAUGCCUCUCAAUUGGCUACCCCUACUUCUACGGGCGGCACAUCACUAAACGUUGUGGAUACAUCACCAUUCCUUUCAUCUAUUUAGUUUGCGCGGUGUUUUGCAUCAUGCCCUUUUUGGGUUUCGGGGACUACGUGCAGUAUUGCCCGGGGACGUGGUGCUUCAUUGACAUGAAUCCGUUAAUGCCCGAAGACCGUGUUUACCCAGUCCUGUACGCAACUGUUAUGCUCAUUUUAGUCCUUUCUGUAGCGGCUUGUAACGCCUUUGUCGUUUAUCACCUGGUUUUGAUGUACCGGAGGCGCAAACUAAACGGGGGAUCCGUGACAACUCGGAGUAAGAAGGACCGGAGAGUCCUCUCCAUGUCCAAAGAGGUCGAGCAUCUCAUCGUACUGGUGUUCAUGACGGUGAUAUUCAUGAUUUGCUCCCUUCCUCUGGUGAUCCGUGUGUACAUAAACUCCGUGGGCCAGCGGAAAGAGAGCCACAAGACGGACCUCAUCGCCCUCCUCUUUCUCUCCACCAACUCCAUCGUGGACCCCUGGGUGUUCAUCUUCCUCAGCCCGUCAGUGCUGCGCUUCUUCUGGGGAGCGUUGUGCAAGGUGCCCCUCCUGCGCUCCAGGUAGUCCUUCUUCAAGUCUUCCCUGGGGAAGGACACGCCCACCCAGCUGGAGCUGUGCCAUCCCAGUGCUUCCUCUGAGUUCACCCACCCCCCCAUGUCCACGCAGAUGGUUUGACCCGCUGAUGUAUUGGACCUGAUUGGGGCCUUGUAAUUGCCUCCGAAGGGAGUAGCCACUCAGAAUAGAGCUGCUGCCCACAUGUCCCGGCCUGCCCAGUGGUCUGGUUCUAUGGCGGUGGGAGAGGUGUUGAGCUACUUAGGGGCAACAGCUGGACAAGCGGAGCAGCAACCUACACAUUCCUGCAAACGUAGGCUGCAGUGUUCUUGUUUUAGAACAAGCUCUGAGAGGCUCAAAUUGGAAGACUCCGGAGGCCAGCAGCAGACGGACAGUUGGACUCGAACUCUAAGGAGAGUGGGGUUACAUUACGGGUCAUGUUCUUAAAAGCACUACACGUUAUACGUUCUUACAGCAUGGACUCGCAAACCAGAGGCCACUACAAGGACAGCAACAUAGGAUUCACAACACUGAAGGGACUAAAUCAGAUAAGGACUGUAUUUUAUAUGAGUUGAUCAUGUUCCAGAGGCUUGCGUUGUUGGCGCCAUGCCCUUUUAGCAUGCCCCGGGACUCCCAGGGACGUUUCUUUGUAUUGAGAUGUUCCUUCCACUAUCAUAUGACAUCCUUGUGGUUUGGGGAAUUGCGUAUCAUGAAUCGAACAUUCAGAGACUUCAUCCAUGUGAUGCAAGCUGGAUUCACACACACACUAUCCCUGCUCCCUGCAGCUAUGAUCUGUUCACCUUUCCUCCCACUGGGUGCUCACCUCGAAAAGCCAAAGGGCAAGAGCUCGAGAAUGACAUUUAUUUUUGACACACUGAUUUUUUAUCCUUCUUUUGUCACAUGGUUGAGUGGCACUAUGAACUUGGAACCAGAUGUUGGUUAUUUGAAGUUGGGUAGCAUGCAAAAUGUUUGUGGUGAUGGAAUCGUAAGAAGAUAAAGGAGGUGUCCUCUGUAUUCUUGAGGUUUCUUUGUGAUGAAAUGACAGCCUGAGUAUUUAUUAUGAUGUGUGUUCAGAUCUCAUUGAUGUAUUAAUGCACCCGAAGCUGACAAGGAGCUUAUGAUGUUCAGUGUGCAGUACUAAAUCUGUCGUUCCCGUGUGCACGUGUGUGUGUCAGUGUCAAAGAGAUGGCACCGAAAAUACAUGAUGUUUACAGGGAAUCCUACCAUGUACCUAUUAUACCUAUUGUUCAUGUAUUCGCCUUAAUCAGUACUGCGGAAGAUCCUGAUUGAGACUGACAGACGUGUAUUAAUGUGCCAGCGCGUGUGUGUGCGCCAGUGGGUGUGUGUAUGUUUGUGCAUUUGUGUGUAUGCGUGUGUUAACACUUCUGUAAAUAUGCUCCUGACUCAUCCAUCCGUCAGCCUUUAUCCGCCCAACCCUUUCUGGAACCCCACCUCCUGUCAUAGGCCCACGUCAGGGAUGGCAUCCAGAUGUGUGUUUUAACAAAGUUAGACUCUUAACCACCCCUUUAAAAAGUUAUUACUCUUCCAUAAUCAAAACAAACUGAGGGAUCUGACGAGCUCCACCAAUAGAACUUGCACAAGCAAAUCAGAUGCUCAUGUGGCCUUUGGGAGACAACAUUAGAUUAACAACAUGCAGAGCCUUGAAUUGGAUCACUAGUCACGAAUACUAACGAAAUAAACAGAAUAAUGACAUCAUAAUUAUAUGGAGUUAAUUACAUUGCAGCUGGCUCCCCGGGAACAGGCAUACGAUUUUGAUUACAAAUGUGAUUAAUUUGGUUUAUUCUCUGGAUUGAUUAAUAAAGCCGAUUAGUCAUGUCAUUUGCAUGUCCUGGGUCGUGUUCAUUAGGCACAGAACAAAAUAUAAAUGGACCGAAACGGAGGAACUAGCUGAACUUUUCCAAUAAGAAAAGCUCAAUUUCUGUUUUAGCUGGCAUAGCUAAGGUCUGUUAUGGUAAGGCGGCUUAAGGUCCCCUGCCUCGUGGUGGGAGAAUGUUGAAUGGAUUUAUAUUCUCAAGCUCCUGCAAAGGGGAAUGGGAGACCAGAGGCACAAACCUCCUCUUCAUGAGUGCCUUCAGAAAGUACUCACACCCCUUAACUUUUUCUACAUUUUGUUGUGUUACAAAGUGAGAAUUAUUUGUUUUCAAUUGUCGUUUUUGGUCAACGAUCUACACAAAAUACUUUGCACACCUGGAUUGUACAAUAUUUGCCCAUUAUUAUUUUUUAAUUCAAGCUGUGUCAAAUAGUUCGUUGAUCAUUGCUAGAAAGCCAUUUUCAAGUCUUGCCAUAGAUUUUCAAGCUGAUUUAUGUCAAAACUGUAACUAGGCCACUCAGGAACAUUCAAUGUUGUCUUAGUCUUGUGUUUUAGGUUAUUGUCCUGCUGAAAGGUGAAUUAGUCUCCCAGUGUCUGUUGAAAAGAAGACUGAAUCAGGUUUUCCUCUAGAAUUUAGCCUGUGCUUAGCUGUAUUCCGUUUAUUUGUAUCCUAAAAAACUCCCUAGUCCUUUCUCCGUUGACAAGCAUACCCAUAACAUGGUACUCAGUGAUGUGUUGGAUUUGCCCCAAACAUAAUGCCUUGUAUUCAGGAUAAAAAAGUACA